Pistacia vera is the source of this 3360-nucleotide messenger RNA. Its product is annotated as E3 ubiquitin-protein ligase HOS1. The record is from RefSeq and is a predicted model, not a curated record. The transcript is spliced from 11 exons. NCBI's taxonomy places the organism in Eukaryota, Viridiplantae, Streptophyta, Magnoliopsida, Sapindales, Anacardiaceae. Gene Ontology annotation, biological process: protein ubiquitination. Bases 91 to 3000 code for a protein of 969 amino acids. Gene Ontology annotation, molecular function: ubiquitin-protein transferase activity.
UUGUUUCAAGCCCUAAAUACAACACUCCCUCUAGUAACUUAACAUCACCAUUUGCUUCUUUAGUAACGAAUAUUCAACGAAGCUCCACAUAUGGAUAAAACUGAAAUCAACGGUCCCAAUUCACGGUUCAUCUCCGCCGACUGCGGCAGCACCGUUAGAUCGCCCCCGCAACAUAACUACAGUAGCCGCGCCGUUCAGGAAACUUUGGAACACUUGGCAUCUAUUGAUCUCAGUGAGUUGUGCAAUGAAGCCAAAAUUGAGCGUUGUCGGGCAACUAGAGACUUGAGAAGCUGUGGGCGUUAUGUACAGUGUGUGUUGAACUCAUGUGGACAUGCCUCUUUAUGUGCAGAGUGUAGUCAACGGUGUGAUUUUUGCCCAAUUUGUAGAAUACCCAUACCUAAGGAUGGAAAUAGACUUCGGCUUCGCCUUUAUUAUGAGUGCAUAGAGGCUAGUCUGAUAUCCAAAAGAUGUGAUGAAAGGUUCCAAGAUAUAGAGGAUGGGGAGAAUCAACUAACUGCUGAUAUUCAACGGCUUUAUUCUUUGUUCGACAUUGCCUUGGAGAAUAACUUGACUUCUUUGAUUUGCCAUUAUGUUAGCGAUGUUUGUAUGGAUGAAGCUGCUGUGUCUAGUGAUCCUGUCAUUGCCUUCUUGUUGGAUGAAGUGGUCAUCAAGGAUUGGUGCCAGCGGGCAUUCAAGAAUAUCAUAGCAGAACUAGAGUGGAUAUAUAAUUUGGGAGUAGAAGAGAUGAAAACUAGGCUAAGUACACUUCUAAAGUUUUCAGUGCAGCUGGCUGGCAUAUCUAGUGUGAUUGAAGUUUUGUCAUCAUCGUUUAAGGAUGAUCUUUCUGCACAGGUUCAUGACUUGCACCAACUUCAAGAGAGCAUAUUAAAGACAAAACAGCAUUUGGAGAUUAUGAUGUGGUGUGUAAAGCAUCAAUUUCUGGAGGAUUUGACAUCUCGUUAUGUUAAUUUCGCAUCAUGGCGUUCUUCAGUCCGUCAAAGGAAAUCAGCUGCAACUAAGCGUGCAUGGUUUGAUGUGGUAAAUUACUCUGCAGAGUCCACUGGACAGGAUGGUUCUCUGUUCAUUGAAGAUGCACUAGCUAAUCUUGAGAUAGAGCAGAAGUAUAAUCAGGGAAGGGGAGAGGAAUUAGAACUUGCAUCUUUGCACAAGGAUGAAGGAGGCUUGUCCUUCUUUAAGUCCAGGAUAGAGGGAUUGUCAGGUUGCUACCCGUUUGAAAAUCUUCGAGCAGCUGUUGAUAUACUAUUUUUACAUGGUAGUUCUGAUUUGGUUGUUGCAAAGCAGGCAAUUUUUCUCUAUUACCUGUUUGAUCGGCAUUGGACAAUGCCUGAUGAAAACUGGAGACAUAUUGUGGAUGAUUUUGCAGCCACCUUUAGCAUAACCCGGCACUCAUUACUGGAAUCCCUUACUUUCUAUCUUCUGGAUGACCACACAGAUGAGGCUUUGCAGGAAGCUUGUCACCUUCUUCCAGAGAUCUCUGGCCCAACAACUCAUCCGAAGAUUGCUCGAGUUCUCUUAGAAAGGGAAAACCCGGAGACUGCUCUUAUGGUUUUGCGUUGGUCAGGUCGUGAUGGUGGAUCAGAGCUGGUUUCACUCAGUGAAGCUGGGACUGCUGUUCGGGUGAGAGUAGAGUGUGCACUUUUGACUGAAGCUUUUACAUAUCAGAGGAUGCUUUGCAGCAAAGUCAGGGAAAAGCAGUUGAAGUAUGGACCAAGUGGGGGCUCUUCUGAUUAUCUAAAAGGUGACUUCAAGACUUGGGAGCAGUGGGUGGAAAUAUUGGUCACUGAAAUUUGUUGUCUUUGCAUUCGGAGGAACUUGGUGGAUCGGAUGAUCGAGUUACCUUGGAAUUCCAAUGAGGAGAAACAUCUACAUAAAUGCCUAUUAGAUUCUGCUGCUGAUGACCCUUCAACAACUAUUGGUAGUCUUCUUGUUGUCUUCUUUAUUCAGCGUUAUCGAUAUGCGGAAGCAUACCAAGUCAAUCUUAAGCUUCAGAGUGUCGAGCAAGACUUCCUUUCAAGGAAUCCUGUCAGUGAAGAAAUUUUAUCUAGAAUGCAAUCACAAAGUCAUUGGAGAACAAAAUUUGUUGAUUCAUGCAUAGAGUUGUUGCCAGAAGUCCAGCAGCAACUAGUGAAGAGUGGAAAAUUGCCCGUGAUUGCUGUUACUUCUGGUGAAGAAACUGAAAUGCCAGCUCAAUCUGAUCUUUCUGAGUUGCAAGAACCAAAAUCGACUAGUUUGUUGGCCCCUACAUCUGAUUCUUCUCUUUUGGGAAUGAACCAUUUUACUCCAGCUAAAUCAUCGGCUGUUGAAAUGCCCAUUGGACUAGGUGGGUCUAUCUACAAUCCUCACUUUGAAGUUGGCAACUAUAGUACAUCAAUUCUUCGGGAAAGGUUAUUUACGAAUGCAGGGGGAGCAAAGUAUGAAGUUGGUGCCAGCAAAGAUUUCAAAUUUGAUAAAAUAUCAACUCCUGGAAAACGUCGGCCUAGUCUUAUGGAUGCAACACCAUUUAGAGAUAUAAACAAUUCAUCUACAGCUCUUCUAAAUAGACACCGGCAAGAUAAACUUUCGGAUCAAGUCUCAUCAGAACCUGAACAAAAUGGGUUUGCAAGCCAAUUCCAGAACACGAUUCCUCGACAUUCCCAUAGAAUGACAACUAAUCCAGUUUCUACACCUAGCAGUAAUCGUGGCUUGCUGAAAGAUCAUUCACAAGACCUGCGCUCUAAUUUGUCUAGUAAAAGAGUUCAUUCUGAUAGAGAUGAUAGAUCAUGGAAUUUUGUUUCUUCGGAGGAACCAAUGGAUGCCUCUUGGAGCUAUGGAAAGAAGUCUCCUGGUGUGGAAGACAGGUAUGCAAAUGCAAAUGGUGGGCCAAGAUGGAGGUCUGAUGAAACUAGUGAUGAGGAAGAGGAGCCAAGUCCGGAGAGAUCUAUGGGAGUAGCUUCUACUCCAUCGAGAGGAAUUAGAAGAAGCAGAUUUGCUAGGAGAUGAAGAUUGAAUUUGGCCAUCUUAAACUUAAUUUCAAAGAAACACGGCAGAACUGAUUGGAAAGCUGCAAAUUAUAAGAGUAUGUAGGGCAGCGAAGCCAUGACUUAGGGAUAAAAGAGUUGCACAGGUAAAAGCUAUACAGUUCCAUGGAGAAGCAGCUUUCCAUGUAUACACUUACUGUGGUUAUCGUCCACGUGGUGUUGAGAUUGAGUACAGAGAUUGAGGUUUGACAGGUCAUUAUCUUUUUUACAAUGGGUUGAUCAACCGUGUUUUUGUAAUUCAGAGGAAAUGAUUCAUGCCGGUGUUGGCCACAUAUUUGUAUCAUUUUAAAGUAAGCUAAUGCUCAAGGCAUUAUUUUGUUGA